Molecule: messenger RNA, 1835 nt
Organism: Achroia grisella
Lineage: Eukaryota; Metazoa; Arthropoda; Insecta; Lepidoptera; Pyralidae
Exons: 9
Coding region: 78-1154 (358 amino acids)
Molecular function (GO): oxidoreductase activity
Source: RefSeq, a predicted model, not a curated record
UUUAAAGAUCUUCCGCUCCAAAUAACAAAAAACUUAAUUAUUUAUUAUAUUACGCCUAAAUUCCGUGAUAAUUUACAAUGGGUAAAGUGGCGACAGCAGAAGUGGUUCGAUUCAUGUCCGACUGUUUAAAGGCGGUAGGCACAUCAGAAUUGGCGGCUAUACAACAAGCCGACUUACUUAUACAAGCUGAUGCUUUAGGACAUCCUAGCCAUGGACUAAAUCGACUUGAAUUGUAUAUUAAUGACAUUCUAAAGGGAACCUGCAAACCCAAUAAUGAGCCGAGGAUAUUGAAGGAGAGUGCAUCAACAGCUUGGGUGGACGCUAACAAUGUUCUGGGAGCUACUGCUAGUCAUUUCGGCAUGAAUCUGGCUAUCAAGAAAGCAAGAGAUACAGGAGUCGGUUGGGUCACUGUCAAAGGUUCAAAUCACAAUGGCAUGGCGGGUUAUUGGGCAAAUAAAGCCGCAGAUGAAGGUUUUAUAGGAAUGGCUUUCACAAACACAUCGCCUCUGUUAGCGCCUACGAGAAGUAAGCAGGAAGCACUGGGCACAAAUCCGAUAGCAGUGGUGGCGCCGGGCUCACAGGGGGAAUCCUUCUACUUAGACAUGGCUACUACAGCUGUUGCAGUGGGCAAGAUAGAAAUGCAGUUGAGGAAAGGAGAACCGAUACCAAGUGGCUGGGCACAGGGACCAGACGGGCAGGAAACCACCGACGCGCAACUGGCUUUUGAUACGAGCUGUUUAAUGCCACUAGGAGGCGGAGAACAAACGUCAGGAUACAAAGGAUUUGGCCUUUCGGCGAUGGUAGAACUGUUCUGUGGAAUAUCCUCAGGAGCGAACUAUGGUCACCACGUGCGUGCAUGGUCACAUAGCGGAGAUGGGGGUCCAGCAAAUCUGAGUCACUGUUUCGUUGCUGUAGACCCUCAGCGUUUCGCUCCCGGCUUUGGAGAUCGUCUUACUGAUUGCAUUCAGCAUUGGAGACAGCUUGAACCGACGGAUCCCAGUUUACCAGUGCUGGCUCCGGGAGACAAAGAAAAAAUAAACGCCAGAGAUGCUGCUAUCAGCGAAACAGUGUCAUACAUAAAACAACAAAUUGAUUCCAGUUCCGCUCUCGCAGAAAGACUCAAUGUUAGACCAAUGAAUGUGGAACUAGAGUAGGUUCGUAAUAGGUAAUAAUAAAAAUAAUACAACAUCACGACUGUCAGAGACAUUGUUAAUUUUCGACGUAAUGGUGAAACCAACACUUUUAUUUCUUUUCCUUUUCUUUAAAUAAUAAUAAGUGUGGUAUACACCACAAAGCGUAAAAAACCAGCAAAACCUGUGAAAAUGAGACAAUAGUAAUAACAAGCUCAAUACAAUUCACACAAGGCCAACUAGACCCCAGUUAAGCUAGGUAAAGCUUGUCUUAUAUGGGUUCUGGACAGCUGAUACAAAUAUAUAUACUUUUAUUUUUUUUAAUAAAUUAAUAUAAAUCUACAUAGAAAACAUCCAGACCGAUACAAACAAUCAUGCUCAUUAGUACAAAUGUUUGUGUUGUGCGAGGAAUCGAACCCGCGACUAUCGGAAGUAAGGUGGUGUGCUAAACUGUUAGACCACCGAGCCCGUCAAAUGUAGUUUUAUUACAGACGAUAUAUCAAAUCUACCGUCAGUACUUCUUCAUUACUUGAUAUGCCACAUUCCGUUGGGUAUAUUUGAAUCAAAUGUGGCAGAGGACGAGCCUGUCACCGCCUCUUGACAUAAUGUUGCUUGCUUAACGGUAAUUCCAUCAUUGGACAGUAAGUCAUAAAUAUUUAUAAAUUGACAAAAAUGUUUUUCGAUAUCAGCCAGCUUUGAAGUCUU